GAUUGUGUAAAUGUUGAAGGCAGCAGUGAUAAGCGUAUACGUGUACGUUCGGUGCCAAUAAACUCUGUGACACAACAUUCGAUUCGAUUGAGAGCAAGGUUGAACUUCAGCCUCAUUCGCACUUUGUAGGUUUGGUUAGGUUUUGCAUUAACAUUUCUUAAGCAAACAGUUGACUGUGUCGUUUCUCUAAUUAAGUACUGUUCGGACGACAUGGAGAAUUGGUUUUGAGUAUCAUUGGGGCAUUAAAGUCUAGUCAAGUAUAUGUGGAGCUCCAAUUAAAAUAACAUUACCCCAGUCGUUCCGACCGGAAGAAAGAUAAGCAGCAAUCGACCCUGAUACACGAUUGUACUCAACCAAUGCAGACGAUGUCUGGAUUUUACCUAAAGUAUCCUAAAAUGCGAUUUGUGCGGCAUCCCUAUCACCAUCAAUCAAUGUUGUCCAUGUUCCUGGACAUCUGCUUUGAUCAACUGACCGCUUGGUGCCAAUGAACGCCGCAGGGCAAUAGACAAUUAUGACCACCAAUUCUGCUUCGCGAUAGCCAAUACCAUUGACCGCUCGAUAUAAAUUCCAGUUUCGAAUGCCGAAGGGUUUCGACAAACGUUAAAUACCCGCUCGCCACGCUAGCAGCCGGCAGUAGUUGGGAAAAUGUGGGUUUCGAAGGUUUUCUGUGCGGUGUACCUGGUGACACUUGUCGUCUGUGGCGCUAGUGGUCGGAGUGCUUCAGCGUCGAUCGAUUCGAAGAAUGUUCGUCUCCUGAAGGAUUUGCAGCGACACCUAGCGCAACCAGUUAUACCGGAUACGUACCAGGGAUCGGAGGGUAAUCCGCGGUUGAUCGGAGCCCGCUUCCGCACUAGAGUCGAUCAUUUCGAUCCCCAGAAUAGGGAUACGUUCGAGUUUAAUUACUACUCCAACGAUGAGUUCUACCAGCCUGGUGGACCGAUCUACAUCUUUGUCGGUGGUAAUUUCCAACUGACGACGUAUUACAUCGAGCACGGGUUACUGUACGAUACGGCAGCCCGCGAUCAUGCCUGGCUGUUCACCAACGAGCACCGAUACUACGGUACCAGUGCGCCUGUGGAAAAUUAUUCGACGGAAAACUUGCGGUUCUUGCACACCGAACAGGUGCUGACGGAUCUGAUUGAGUGGAUUGACCAUCUGCGUAACGAGGUGGUCCGUGAUCCGAACGCCAAAGUCAUCCUGAUGGGCGUGGGUCACGCCGGAGCGCUAGCAACCUGGGCUCGUCAACGCUUCCCGAACAUUGUCGAUGGUGCGUGGGGUUCAGGGGCCACCGUGUUGGCCAGUUUCGAUUUCCAGGAGCAUGCGAACGAUAUCGGAUCAAUUAUUCGUCGGUUCGGUGGUGAUGAGUGCUACAACACGCUGUGGGUUGCGUUCCGCACGGCACAAAAUCUUAUCGAUAGCGAACGGGAUGAGACGGUUACGACGCUGCUCAACACCUGCGAACCGAUCGAUUCGGGUAAUCUGCUCGACGUGGAAACGCUCUUCUACCAUCUGAAGCUUGCCAUACAGGAGGCCGUGUUCCAGGGUUACAACACGACCCGAAUCGAGCAACUGUGCAGCAGUUUGGUGAAUAAGGACGAACCGACCGCGCUCAGUGCGCUGGCCGCUUGGUUGGAUGUUUACUACGCCAACCUGCCAUGCAAUCCGUUUGAUUUCGAUGCCAACAUGGAGGCUGGUAAGGUGCUGCAACCGGGUGCAGCGGAGAACGUGAUACUUGGCCUGCGCCAGACGCAGUACCAGGCGUGUACGGAGUUUGGGAGGUUCCGGACAACCGACGAUGAUAACCAGCCGUUCGGAAGCCGCGUCACAAUGCAUUUCUUCCUCGAGUCAUGCCGAGCUCUGUUCGGCGGUUGGGUUACCGAUGCCGUUAUCUACGAUGGUGUUCGCUUGACGAACAUACAUUACGGUGGCCAGGAUCCACGGUCGACCAACGUGCUGUUCACCAACAACGAGUUCGACCCGAACCGUCUACUAUCCAUUACGAGGUACAUCAAUCCGCUGAGUUAUGCUUACGUCGUACCGAACGAGUUCAUCUCUUCGGAAAUCUAUUCGAUCAACGAGCAGGACUCGGACGAACUGACCACGAUCAAGCAAAAUAUUCAACAGUAUUUUACGCUGUGGUUGAGUGGUGGAAUGACUCCCCUGUAGGCGCAACA
Molecule: messenger RNA, 2174 nt
Organism: Anopheles darlingi
Lineage: Eukaryota; Metazoa; Arthropoda; Insecta; Diptera; Culicidae
Product: putative serine protease K12H4.7
Exons: 2
Coding region: 646-2166 (506 amino acids)
Biological process (GO): proteolysis
Molecular function (GO): serine-type exopeptidase activity; dipeptidyl-peptidase activity
Source: RefSeq, a predicted model, not a curated record